AUGAGUGAUACCCACUCUCUGUCAAACAAGCUCUCCAACAUCAAGAGAUGUUAUCUUGAUAUUGAGAAUCAAAAAACCGUUCUACAGGAAGAAAAUAACAAGGUCUUAAGAACACUCAGUUUAGCGGAAAGAGGCUGUCUUAACCAGAUCAGAGAGGUGGAAGCGCAUCUCAGAGCUUUGGAGAGAAAGUAUGACCAGAUUAAAGCUGAGAACAUCUUUCUUCUGAGAGAGAUCAAGCGUCUUGUCGACGCUGCACCACUGUCAGAAGGCAAAGGAGAUCCCGCUGCCAAUGAGAUGUUUACCAAAGUUUAG
Messenger RNA from Histoplasma mississippiense, 312 nucleotides. RefSeq lists its product with no specific name. The record is from RefSeq and is a predicted model, not a curated record. Lineage: Eukaryota; Fungi; Ascomycota; Eurotiomycetes; Onygenales; Ajellomycetaceae. The coding region runs from base 1 to 312 and encodes 103 amino acids. The transcript is spliced from 2 exons.